This is a messenger RNA of Macrobrachium nipponense, 4386 nucleotides long. RefSeq lists its product as uncharacterized. Gene Ontology annotation, molecular function: nucleic acid binding. The transcript is spliced from 2 exons. The record is from RefSeq and is a predicted model, not a curated record. Bases 3065 to 4273 code for a protein of 402 amino acids. Lineage: Eukaryota; Metazoa; Arthropoda; Malacostraca; Decapoda; Palaemonidae.
UUGAUUUUUUUGUGCGAACUUUUACAAGUAACAUGGCCAGUGUGUAUCUAUGUAUAGACAACUCACUCAGUGUUAGAUCAGCGUUGCAUAAGUUAAGUCAUUUUAAACCACAUUUAUAUUCAGGAAUAAUACAGACGCCAGAUAACAGUGCAAUAUUAUUGAGGACCUGAUGUUAUGUCCUCUAAUAUGAGUUCAAGAAAAGCAGGUUAUUCUCUAAAGCCUUCACUCGCCCCUUGAAGGAAACGGCUCUGGUUUUCGUUUCUCCAUUAUUCAAAGAGAUGACGUCACAUCCUUUCGAAAGCAAAACUUUUGUUAUCCGGAGGGUCUCUUGACUCAAAUAUUUUCAAGUUACUUAACCAUAACAGGAUUUUGUCUUCAUCUUCCUGGUUUCCAUCGAGCCCUCAGAAUUGAACUCUUACUCACAGGUAGCACAUGAAUACAUUGAAUAGCGUUUUUUUAUAUCUGUUUUCGUUAAUAAAUGUGGCGUUUGGAGGCAAGAUGGUACGAGGUACCAGUAGUGGUCGGUCGUCACUUAUUUGCAAUAUAAAUUCAAGAAGAAAAGAAACGACCAUUUAUAUUUUGAACCGGCGAUGAUAUAACUCGUACCUUAGUCGUCAGUCAUUGGUCACUCCAAAAACAAAUAGGAUUUUGGGGAAUGAACACCAACGGUUGUUAGCGUUAUAUUUGAGUAAAUUUUCUUCAGAUAUAAACACCAUUAUACUUAGUGUAAAUCAGGACAAUUGAAUCUUGGUUGAUUUACAUAUUUUUACUAUAAUGAACAUUAUUAUUCAGCAUUUCUUUGGAAUAUAUUAUGAAUCGUGAUGGGAACAGCCUUGUUGGUUUAACAAGAAUUUUAUUUCUAACUUGACUGAGUUCCUCAGUCGUGUGACACAACCACAUAAGAGAACAGAAGAACUAUCACUUUGGUAAGUGAGGCAUCUCCCUCCUGGAAACAGUUUUAGUCAGGUCUAGUUUCUAAGUUGUCUGCAGGGGUAAGGGAAAGCAGGUCCUCCCCGGGACUAUAAUGGGGACUGGUGUAUGUUGCGUCCAGCAACAUCUAUAAUACGUAGUCUCGUCUUUGUGACUCCCCGCAGCCAUUAUCCGUUAGAAGCUAUGUUUCUUGGCCAAAGCUGUGAAUGAAUGCCUGGUGGUUAAUCCACUGCAGUUGGUCGCGACCAGGCAGAAGGCGGGCAUGGGAUCAACAGUCUCAUCCUAGAAAACUUGUUAAAAACAACGUCCCUUUCUCGACCAUCUUGUACAUAACUUCCCCAAACCUCCCAGCUGUAGAAUUUUCAAUUACGGCCGUAAAUUGAUAAUCGUUAUUGCAUGUAUUCUUAAAAUAGCAAGAUUACAACCCAAACAAGCAAUAAACAUGGUGAGCGGUACUAUGCCUAUAAGAUAUAGUUGAUAAAUACAUUAACAGCCAUAGUUUAUCUUAUGAAAUUAUAGAAAUAUAGCAUAGAAGGAAAAGUACAUAUAUAUAUAUGAGGCUGCCUUCCGCUGGUUCAUAAACUAGUGAAAGGGCUAAUUUCGAAUUCAAACAACAAACGUAUCAGCAAUAUCUUGACUGUUCGGUAAUGCCCCAGGAACCAAGAUUCAAUGCUGAAAACGAGAUUUUUCGUUAUUUUGUUUCUGAAAAGAAAGCCACCCAGACCAUCUUUUAGUAAAUAAGAGAAACACCUGUCGGACAAGUCUUCAGACAAAAAACUAUUGUGCAUAUUAUAUGUAAUGCGAAACACAGACAUGAUGGGAAUAAUUGUAAUAAAAAUCCAACAUUACUACUAAGCUAUCAAUGUCUCACGAAGGUAUCUUUGCAACAAAAUUACUAUAAAGUUCACAAGGAAAUUCACGAUGGUAAUUAAGGUACUACAUAGGAUAUCGGGGACGAGGUUUACCGGUAUCCAGGAGGACUAACAAGAUAACAUUAUACCACAAUUCAUUACAGAAAAAUGAUCAUCUAUUCUGAUACAACCCUGAGAGAGAGGAAAUAUUUAUAUUUAUUUGUUAAUUUUGAUCUCGAUAAAGGCAGCAUAAGGGGCAUAUUCAAGCAGUUUAUCGAAAAUAAAAUUUUGUGAAGGUUUGUAUUCCCGGGUGUAAGGGACGCAAACCGUAAACACUUCGAUUCUUUUAAGUUUUCUUGUAACCACAUAAUCGCAGAAAACAAAAACUGACCGCUUAGAUUUAGGUCAUAUUAUGAUGCAUUUUGCAACAGAACAAAAUAUUAAAUGUGAAAACCUAUUCCAGUGGUGGAGAUCGUGAUCAAGAUAUACAUGUGUUUACAAAACUACUAUCGUUUCCAGAGUCUGUGUAAUAGUGUUUUUCCCAAAUAUCUAACAAACCGGCUUAUGAAUUUCCAUGAAACUACAGCAAUGAAUGUUUCAAACAUUGGCCUAAUUUUGGUGGUACAAUGAAUUGACAGAUGUGCUUAAUUAACCCGUUUACUCUUAGAAAAAAGAGGAACUUCUUCCACUCCUUCAGAGCGUUUCGAAGAAGUGGUACUUAAUCACGUAACUGUGACGCAGAGGUUCCCCCAACCCUCCUUCGGUGUUUAAACCUAUGGCUAUCCUAGUACUCCGCCCCCCCUUUCCUUCUUGCCUUCUUUCAUUCAUUCCCAUUAUUAUUAGGCUACCGAGUAAAUCCCUGUUAGGAAAGACUGUGUACUGCACAUAUAAAAUGAGCCGGAAGAGCAAUAAAAUGUUUUAUGGUGAUAGAUAAUGAUUAGAUGGUUAACACAAAUUAUCGAACAUAAUAGAAGAGGUUUAAAACAGGGGUGUGGAAUCGCACUGAGAGAUAUUCUACUCUGACUCCUACAAAUUUUAGGUUUGCGACUAAAAAAAAAAAAUAAAAUAAAAUAAAAACAUUAGUAGAAAUAGAAAACAAUUUUUUUCCUUGAGAAAGUUUUAUAUUUGCAAUGAUGUUAUUGGGGUAAGACUGGAGCAGGAUUCAGAAAUAAUUUCACCGACUUCGACUCCUACCUCAGAGCCCUUUUAGUACAUCCAAGGUAAUCAUCGGCAGCAGUUGUAGUAGUAGCUCUGAACUAUUUCAUAUAGAUUCGACUUUAGUCAUGGCAAAUAUGUUGCUUUGUCCUCGCCAUUGCAAAACUACAAUUGCGCUGAAACUCUUCACCAUUUACAACAGAGAGAAAGAAAGAAACCGCCUGAAAAUUAGUAUAAAUCGGCCAUGUGAACGAGUUGCUGAUGCUAUGGGGAUGACUCCGAACGCUGUCCGAGUGUUGGUGAGCCGUGGAAAGAAUCCUCAUCCACCUGAAACACCACCUGCAUCAUCAAAUACGUCGCCUCUGGUCUUUGACAACUUCACCGUUGGUUCCAUUAGGAGACAUGUGCACAGCAUGUUUGCUGCUAAGCGAUUUUUCACUAUUGCCACUUUAGCGGAAGAACUUAAAAUGCUAAAUACCAUUCCUGAAGAAACAUCUGAGAAGGUAGUAUGGCGCAUCCUCCAUAACAUGGGUUUCCAGUACAAAACAUCCCAGCGGAAAAUGUACCUAAGGAAAGAAACUUUGGACGUCGUUAUCCGCCGAGUUGAUGCUCUACGAUCCCUCCAGCAACAUCAUGAUGAAGGAAGAGAAGUAGUGUAUGUCGAUGAGACGUGGUUUACGACGAGAAUGCAACAUAGCAAGGAGUGGUGGUUAGACACCUCUCAAUCUGUCACCAGUGCCACCUACAGCCGGCAGGUGCCACCAGGAGAAGGAGAGAGGUUUGUGGUGGUAGCAGGUGGUACAGCUAAAGGUUUUGUAGAAAAUUCAUUUUUAUGCUUCCCUGCGAAAAAUAAAACCGGCGACUACCAUGGAGAAAUUAAUUCAGAGAUGUUUAUUCGGUGGCUAACAUCACAGCUCCUGCCGUCGCUUGAGGAUCCUUCGGUGCUGGUGCUAGACAACGCCCCAUACCAUAGCCAAUUAACAGGAGAUAGCCGAUGCCCAACAACAGCUACAAAUAAGGAGGAUUUGGUUAACUGGCUCAGGUCUCGAAAAAUACAGUAUCCAGCUCACGCAACACGCCCUGAGCUUCUAAAGAUAUGCAGGGGCAACCGGCCGAAACCAGUUUACAUUGUGGAUAAUAUAAUCCGUGAAGUGGUUCGCUUGCCCCCUACCCAUCCUGAGCUCAACGCCAUCGAGCAGGUGUGGGGCUGUAUGAAACGACAGGUGCGCUCCUCGUUGCAGCGGUUUACCCGUGCUGAUCUCUUUGCCAGGCUUGCUGUAACAGGGGAGACGUGGGCUGGCGCUGUCAGGAGAUCAAGAUAUUUUGAAGAUGAUUAAUGGCUUUCAGAUAAUAUUCAAGACAGUAUAGAUCCGGUCAUCAUCAACAUUGAUAGUGACAAGGAAAACGAUCUUUUCCUUGAGAGUGAUGAUGAGUAAAAUGCAUAAGUGUC